GGGGAUGAACUGCCACACAGACCGAGAUUGUCCGCAACGGAAGAAGUGCUGCAAUGGAUUCUGCCAGCGGGAAUGUCGUCCACAAGAUAUCUGCCAUCUGCCCUCAGACACAGGGCCCUGCAGGGCGCUUAUACGUCGCUGGUUCUACGACAAGCACUCUGGGAGGUGCAGAGAGUUCAUCUACGGAGGCUGCCAGGGGAAUGCAAACAAUUUCGAGGAUGUUGAAGAAUGCGAGCGCCGAUGUGGCCCUCCAGAUAACAAGCCUGGCACAUGCCCCAUCGUAGUUCAAGGCGAGGAGGUUGUUUGCGGCAAAGUGUGCUCCAGCGAUGCCAGCUGCCCAGGCCCUCAGCGCUGCUGCCCCACUUCCUGUGGGAAGAAAUGUGAAAUCCCGCAACAACAUCUCCCAGGAUACUGUCCACUGCUGAUUCUCCCACCCAGAAGGGGCGACGUUUGCUUCCCAAACUGCACCAGUGACUGGGACUGCAACCGCAUGGUGAAUCUUCCUUUGAAGAAGUGCUGCAGCUUUGCGGGCAGGCAGAUAUGCGUGCAUGGCGUGGAAGAACACCCCGGUGUGUGUCCCAGGAGGGUCGAAUUGCAGACCUUGCUUCCAUGCAACAACACUUGCAGGGAUGACCUGGACUGCUCCCUGACCGAGAAGUGCUGCUUCACCGGUUGCGGCCGAGGCUGCCUGCCCUCACUCCGCAGUGAGGUAUGCCAGUUACCUCUCGAACAGGGCAGCUGCAAACAACAGUUGCAGCGCUACUUCUAUGAUCCAGACAAGAAGAAAUGUGUCUCUUACCGUGUCUGCGAGGCCAGCCGCAGAAACUUUGAGACCAGGGAGCUGUGUGAAAAGGCCUGUGGGAAAAUCAGCAAAGAGGUUUGCAAACUGCCAAAAGACGCGGGUCGUUGUCGAGGAUAUUCACCACAGUAUUACUUCAACUGGGAGACCAAACGUUGUGAAAUAUUUGUUUACGGAUUGUGUGGUAGCAACGACAAUCGCUUCUCCAGCAAACUGGAGUGCCAAAUGGUCUGUGGUGAAUUUGAACAACAGCAGCAGCAGCAGCAACAACAACAAAAACAACGCCCCAAAGAAUGAGUCCCUUCACAACAUCCCUGCGUGGAAGCACCACCUUGGGAGCAGAUGCCUCCACCGUGGCUGCCACGGCCACUGCCCCAGCUGCAUUCCUGUUUGAUCUUCCUGUCUU
Crotalus tigris (Tiger rattlesnake) is the source of this 1205-nucleotide messenger RNA. Its product is annotated as WAP four-disulfide core domain protein 8-like. The coding region runs from base 5 to 1096 and encodes 363 amino acids. Gene Ontology annotation, biological process: negative regulation of peptidase activity. Lineage: Eukaryota; Metazoa; Chordata; Lepidosauria; Squamata; Viperidae. The transcript has 8 exons. Gene Ontology annotation, cellular component: extracellular region. The record is from RefSeq and is a predicted model, not a curated record. Gene Ontology annotation, molecular function: serine-type endopeptidase inhibitor activity.